AUGUCAAGCAUAAUUGAUUCUUGUAUUUUCAGAGAUAUCUUUGGGUCCGGCCCUAUGCGAGACAUUUGGUCCGACAAAAGACGGACCGAGUACUAUUUAGAGUGGGAAGCUGCGCUUGCUAUCGCCCAGGCAAGAUUGGCCAUCAUACCGGAGGAAGCUCGUGAUGUGAUUGUCGAGAAAUGCAAGAUUGAGAACAUGGAUUUCGAAAAGUUGAAGCGAGAUACCGAACUUAUCGGUUAUCCGGUUCUGGGAGUGGUGCAACAGAUCGUUGCUCUAUGUCCCCACGAACUUGGCGGAUGGUGCCAUUUUGGUGCAACCACUCAGGAUGUGACGGACACCGCCACAGUCAUGGCUAUUCGGGCCUCCCUUGACUUAAUCGAAAACCAGCUUGACGAACUCAUGCACCAUAUUGCCAAUUUGGCCGAAAAGUACAGAGAACAGCCAAUGGUGGCAAGAAGUAAUAUGCAGCAAGCGGUACCGAUCACUUUUGGAUUCAAAAUGGCGCGUCUUUUAGCUACGCUUCAGCGCCACAGGAAGCGAAUGGCACAGAUCCGUGAGCGAGUUCUCACAUUGGAAUUUUCGGGUGCUGCAGGUACUUUGGCCUCCAUUACGGACUCACUGAAGGCCACUCAGUGUCAAGAGCAAUUGGCACAGGAACUCGACCUCCGCGUACCGGAAAUCGCGUGGCAUACAGAGCGUGAUGGGAUUGUCGAGACUGGAACUUUUUUAGCCAUGUUAUGCGGGACCCUAUCGAAGUGCGCCACGGAUGUCAAGCUUAUGAUGCAAACAGAAGUGGGGGAGGUUUCUGAACCGUUUGUACCUCAUCGAGGCUCCAGUUCCGCCAUGCCAAACAAGGUGAACCCUAUAAGCUGUGUUUACAUCCAUGCUAUAGCCGCUACCGUACGUCAACAUGCAGCCGCGCUGAUGGAGUCCAUGGUGCAAGACCACGAAAGGUCCAGCGGACCUUGGGUCAUUGAAUGGAUCGUUUUGCCAGAGAUAUUCAUUUUGACCGCCGGUGCACUGGAUCAAGCUUGCCACUUGAUGGGUGGUCUCGUAGUGCACCCUGAAGCCAUGCUUCGAAAUCUUUACUUGACCAAUGGCCUGGUGGUCUCCGAGGCGGUGAUGAUAAGACUGGCUCCCCUAUUAGAUCGGAAGCGAGCGCAUGAUCUUGUGUAUGAUUGUUGCCGCCGAGCAUCAUCAGAACAUAAAACCUUGGCUGAAAUAUUGAAAUCCGACCCUCAAGUGACCGAGCUGAUCUCGGAUCAGCAAAUAGAUCAAUUGUGUGAUCCGCGACAUUAUCUAGGGCUAUCUUGUGAUAUGGUUGACAAUGUAUUGAAGGAGUACAAGCGUAGUUCCCGCAAAGAAUAA
Messenger RNA from Radiomyces spectabilis, 1368 nucleotides. RefSeq names its product L-Aspartase-like protein. NCBI's taxonomy places the organism in Eukaryota, Fungi, Mucoromycota, Mucoromycetes, Mucorales, Radiomycetaceae. The transcript has 5 exons. Gene Ontology annotation, molecular function: catalytic activity. The record is from RefSeq and is a predicted model, not a curated record. The coding region runs from base 1 to 1368 and encodes 455 amino acids.